Messenger RNA from Closterium sp. Yama58-4, 7941 nucleotides. The record is from the annotation of a GenBank genome assembly. Lineage: Eukaryota; Viridiplantae; Streptophyta; Zygnematophyceae; Desmidiales; Closteriaceae.
AUGCGCUCAGACGAUGACGAGGAAGGCCACCCGCUGGAGAUCGGCGAGCCAACGGACGUGAAACACGUGGCGCACGUCACGUUCGACCGAUUUAAGGGCUUCCUGGGUCUCCCAGAAGACAUCGAGGGCGAGCUGCCGUGCCGCGCGCCCAGUGCGGGUCGGUCUGUGUUCGGCGUGCAGCCGGAGCUGCUGCAGUGCUCACAGGACGAGUUCGGCAACAGCGUGCCCAACAUCCUGCUGCAGCUGCAGGCGCUGUUAUACGUCAAAAAGGGGUUACAGACGGAGGGCAUAUUCCGCGUGGCGGCGGAGAACGACCACGAGGACGAGAUCAGGGACCAGGUCAACAUGGGGCUCGUGCCGCAGAGCAUCAACGUGCACGCGCUCGCGGGGUUGAUUAAGGCGUGGUUCCGCGAGCUACCACAAGGGCUGUUGGAUUCCUUGCCAGUGGAGGUGGUGGCGGCGUGCGAGACGGAGGAGCAGAUGCUGGCGCUCGUGGCGGAGCUGCCAGAGACGCAGAGCAUGCUGCUGGACUGGGUGGUGGGACUCAUGGCGGACGUGGUGCAAUUCGAGGAGCGCAACAAGAUGAACGCUCGGAACAUCGCGAUGGUGUUCGCGCCCAACAUGACUCAGGUGCUCGACCCUAUCAUGGGCCUGAGACACGCAGUGAAGGUGAUGGACUUACUGCGAGUGCUCAUUGAGAGGAAGCAGCAGGAGCCUCUAAGGGAGGGCGGCAGUGCGGCGCUUAAAGCCUUUGUUUACUGCACCCAGCCGCCCACUAUUGAGAUUUUCGAGGAACCCCGGCAGAGAAGCGGGCCGGCGUUUGGGCGGGACUGGGAUGCGGAGCGGCGGAAGAUUGCAGCAGAGGAAACAGGAGCAGCGGGGGGUGUUGGAGGGAGAGGGAGUCUGGACGGGAGGGAUGUGGCGGAAGGGAGGGAGGGUGAGGGAGAGGAUGAGGUUGGGGCAGGGGAGAUGGAGCUACGAGGUGCAGAGGAAGGCGUGGGGUCAGGCCCAAGCGUGGAAGGCCAGCAAAGGGCCGGUUCAUCUGGUGCUUCUGGUCCCCGAGGUGCUAAGAAGCUGCUGCACAAGUUUGGCACAGGGCUCAAGGUGGUAACACCUGGCGGGGGCUCUGGGGGCGGCUCUAGUGGGGAAUCGUCGUCGCCCCGCGGGCAGCUGUUACGAAGGUCAUUUAGCUCCAAGGGGUCGGGGUUAGGGCCGGCUGCUGAUAAGGUAUCGGCGGCGGCGGCUUCUGUGUCGACAGGAGGGGUGCCGCCGCCUGCCCCAGAUAGGCCUUCCCGAGUUCUACCUCCCACGCCCCGCAUGGCUAAUAUGCUAGAGAAGCCGGUGAGGAACGUGGAGAAGGCUACCAGGGGGGUGGGGAAGCUUGCGAGAAGCUUCUCAGGGAAUAUUGACGGGCACUGGGGUGCUAUAAAGCGGGAGAUGGGGUUGGCAGUGCGCGGCAAGGGGCGGAGUAGUUUGUCCGGUAAUGCAGCGGGUCCGGUUUCGUCAGCACCGGGUGGAGUGGACAUGACAGGAGUGGGCGGGUUAGGGAUGGGGAGAACUGAUGGUGGAGGGGCAGAAAGACCGUGGGAAGCUACUGGGCAUGUUGAGGAGGGGCGGGAAAUUCUAGAUGGGGUUAUGGAGCAUGGGGUUGAGGCUACCCUAGAAGCUGUAGAUGCUGUAGAUGCUAUAGGUUCUGUAGAUGUGGGCAUGGGUGUAGGGUUGAUGGGAAGGGAUGGUGGAGAAGGAGGGGAUGCAGCGGUUGAUAUGGAGGGAGGGGAAAUGGCAGUUGAUGUUGUCGUUUGCACGACUCCUGGACGGAGGGAGGAGGGAGGUUCUGGGUCGGAUGAAGAUGUGACAAUGGAGGGGGCAGAAGAGGGCUCCAGCAAGAAGCUAGGGGAUGAUGAUGAUGAAAGUGGGGAUGUGGGGAAAGGGUCUUGGGAAGGAGAGAGCGGUGAGUCUGAUUUUAGUUACGGCGCUGUAGGAACGUGCCAACUCUUCCUCCUCUAUUUCCUUCUCUCCGCCAUGGCCCUCGAUCUGCGAAAGUCCAUCACCAAUGCUCGACUCGCCGACGCAUCUUCCCUCGAACCUUCCGACCGAGCAUUUUCGCUCUCCCGUCUCCUCUCGCCACGAGGCGGCAUUCCCCGCUCCUCCUCAUUUUCGCGCGGAAACGACAAAAACGACGUCAAAUCGAACGUCUCUGCACUUUCAGCCUCCGGGUUAUCCGCAAAUGCUACGUCUGCAGCCGAACCUGCCGGGCUGCAUUCCGAAGCAGCACGCACAGGCUCGGGUGAAGCCGGCAGCGGCGGUUGGGAAGCUCCUCAGGCUACUGCCUCAGCAAGGGUAGCGUCGGCGGUUGAAGGUUCAGAGCAGCCGAAGCUGUUAUUGGAAGCGCGUUCAGGCCGCAUUGCACACGUCAGCCAGGGGUUGUUGCGCGACUUGGGUUACACCAGCCCUGAAGAUUUUGGCGGGAAAAGCUUGUACGAUUUGGCGGAUGGACUCUAUGAAGCUGAUUGGUCGAGAGCCGUAGAGGCGGUGACGAAGAACAGUCGCGCUUCGGUGCGAAUUCACUUCAAGCUGCUGAAAAGCGACAGAGCUGGCGAUCUUGUCGGCACGCGCGUUGCUCUCUCUCUGGCUGUCGCAGGCAACAAAGAGAGCGUCGCAGGCGAUGGACCGUCGCCAGCAUUCCUCCUCGGCGACUUGUCGCCAGCGCCGCCGCAGUCAUCGGCGCCGGCGGCGGGAGCGGCCAGCGGUUUCCGGGUGCGACGCGUGGAGGUGAUAAUAGAAGAACGGCCCAAGGCCGCGCUUCAAGAAACGACGGGUAAAGGGGCUGCCGAAACCGCUCUAAUGGGAGUAACUGUCGAACGUCGAGAGAUUAAUGGCAUCCCUUGGAAAUACCAAGACAUUAGAGCCUCAGAAUGCGACAGCCUUGGCGACGGGAUUGGGGACUCGAGUCGCAUAGGUGGCGAGUCCUGCGACAACUCUCUCGAGAGUUCUUCCACGUCAGCAGAGCCCCAUUCCACGUCACCGCAGGAACAGAUUACUUCGCCAGGGUCGGACUGGCAGGCGGGAAGCGAGACGAAUAGCGAUUGGUCGAGGGAGAGCGAGUCGCAGCAGCAGGGCUUGAAAAACGGCAUUGGAGGAGCAGCAACGAGGGGAAGCCACGCGCAGCGGAGCGCAAUGUUUUCCGCGUUUGGCGCGCCCUCCGGGUCGACCACUCCCCCUCGCGCUCUCUCCCGCCCCCCUCGCCCCUCCCGCGGAAACAGCUACGGGGGAAGCGGCUCUCGGACGCGUACCGGGGGCUAUCACUCUGCGCGCAAGCCGCCCGUGCCACGUGUCAGCAGCACAGGUUCAAUGAAAUCGGUACAAUUUCAGGACUCGUUAGAGUCCGUUCGUUGUAGAAGCAGAUCGCGAUGCGACAAGGUUGAGAAUCAAGAGGGGGAAGAGGAGGACGAGCAGGAGGAGGAAGAAGAGGAGGAAAAUGGGUUGGAGAUAGACGAAGAAGGAUUGGCAUUAGCUCUAAAAGAAGAUCCCGACGACGAGGAUGCUCCUAACGAGGAUGCCUACAGUGAAGCAGAAGCCGACGACAUCACAUUCCCAAUCGCGCCUCUCGAGGAACUGGAGGACGAAUUUGAAGACGACGACGACGAUGAUGAGGACGCGUAUAUCGGGGAUGGCAGGGAUGGGGAGAGCGCGACAGUCGCACGGCAUAUCUCGGACGUUCGUGAGAGGCUUGCGGCGCGGAGAUCGUGCCACCUGGCGCGCGGAGGGCGCGAGAUGGAUGCGGACGCGAUAUCGGACGAGGACGAGGACGAGGAGUCGUGGGAGCGCGUGAAGCAGCGGUGGGCCGCGCAGCAGCAGCGCCUGCAGCAGCGGGAGCAGCAGCAGGUGGAGCAAGCGGUUCAGGUAGCGAGGGAGAGGGAGAGGGAGCGCGAGAGGGAGAGGGCGGGGAGAGGCGCGGAGGAGGGCAAGAAGCGGGCGUUCGGGAAGUGGGUGGGCGGGGUCUGGGCGGGGGACGGGGGAGAAGGAAUGGAAAGUGAGGGAGGAGGAAACAGGGAGGGAGGGUGGCGGGGUGAGCGGAGCGUUAGGAGCGAUAGCCAUGCUGGCAGAUCGCUGCGCAUGAGCCUGAGCAUGGGGCGAUCACAGUCCCCUGCCGCCCCAGCUGCCUCUAGUUAUGGUCAAGGCAAUGAUGAGGGGAAGGUGCGGGAGAGGGAGAAGGAACGGAAAGGCCCAGCCCUAAGCAAGGCGAUGAGCUUCGGGAGAGUGAGCUUUUCGCUUUCGUCUCCUUCAAAGAGAGAACCUAGGAGGUCAAGCAGGCUCGAGAGUGGUGAAGCGGAGGACUGGAGUGAGGAUCGUCGGGUGGCUGCUAGUCGGUUUGCGGAGGAGAGAGGGGGGAGCGGAGUGGGGGUGCAACAGGAGAGAGGGAAGGAGGAAAAGGAGCAAGAGGAGGAAUUUUUCUGGCUGGGAUCUCCUGUGAGGGAAGACAAGGAGACUAAGGACUUGAAUGCUCGCUCUGUCUCUUGCACUGACAGCGGCACAGGCAGCAGUCUUGAAAACAGCAACAGCACUGUCACAAGAAGCAACAGCAUUCGGGGAAGGCUAAAGCUAUCGCUGUCACCUCUCAAUGUUGACGACUCGGAACCACCAAGCGAGACCAGCCCCGCCUCUCCCGCUAUCAUCUCCAUUCCUUCUCAACCCCUCUCUCGUCCGCCCUCCCGCACUCCCUCCCUCAUCGCACGCUCCUCCUCCUCCGAUGACGCCCGCCGGCUUCGCAAGCAGCGCUCAGAGCCAGAGCACGACCUCAACAGCAUCCCAGCACCGCUCUGCACCGCCCCCGACCCCAACGGUUUAUCUGCUGGCUCACAGCCCUGCGGAGGAGAGGCAUCCACGCCUGGGCGGCGGCUGUUCAGUGCCCUGAGUCACCGGGGAGUGGUUGGUGCUGCCAAGAAGGCCCUUGAGGCAGUCAGCUCCCCUCGCCGCUCCCACGGCUCUCUGUUCGCCUCCGCAUCUGCAGAGUGUGCCUCGUCUCGUGAAGAUGGCACUGAUGGUGUCACUGCUGGUGGUGGUGGUGGGAGGGGAGGAGGAGGGGGAGUAGAGCCCCUGAUUGGCUCGCCGCGGUUCUUCUCGUCUUCCUCGCGCCCGUCGUCUCUCCGCCCCUCGGCGUCCCAUGACAGCUACACAUCUUCUCCCUCCUCCCGUCUCUCUUCAUCUCCAUCUACGCGCAUCGUGCCACGCUCUUCGUCUCUGGAGGUCCCAAGUUCGGCUGGAGUGCCGAGGAGUGUGUCGCAGGAGAGCGGUUCUUACACCAACGGCACCAGGGAAAGCGGUGUUGCCUCACGCCGCCGCAGCCUGCUUGCCCCGUCUUCGGCUAGGGAGGAUGGUGGUGUGGGGAGUGUGAGUGGAGUAGAAGGUGUGCAUGGGGGCCUGCAGCAGCUGUCUGGGCUGCAGGCUCAAGGUGUACCCGGUGGUGGAGGAGGAUGUGGAUUUUCCACUCCUGAUUCCGUCGCCUUGGCCGAAAAGGCGGCACUGUUGGCAUUUGCGAAAGCCUUCGACAACCACCCGGUGUUCUUCAAGUGGGGGUCGUGGGCGAACGUAUCGCUGGGCAUGCAGUACAACACGUCCAAGCCCUGCGUGCAGUUCUGGAAGUGGAUCACCUGCGACGGCGAAGGCCGCGUUAACGCCAUCGACAUAGGCAACCCCAUGAUGGUGGGCAAGGACCCGUCGUACGGCAAGGGGCGGUCGCCUGGCGCGCUGAAGGGGCAGAUCCCGUGGGCCAAGAUGACGGCACUGGAGAACCUCGUGCUCAUUAAUCUGCAGGGCAACGACGUCUACGGUCCCGUGCUGCCGCCGAUAAUCUCCAAGUUCUCCAAGCUCAAGGAAAUCAUGUUCGAGGGCAACCGGUUCGUGGGUCCCAUGCCCGAGGAGGUAUCGGCGCUCAAGAGCCUGCAGAAAAUCGACGUGAGUCUAAACCAAAUCACGGGGUCAAUUCCACGUGGCAUCGCCACGCUGGCCAAUCUGACGUGGCUCGCGCUUUCGCAAAACCAGAUGGCCGACGUUCUGCCUCCCGAGCUCGGCGACUUGACUCAAUUAAAAAAACUGGACAUUGGCGGGAACUCGUUUCAAGGCACGCUGCCGGAAAGCUGGGGCAAACUACAGAAGCUAGAGCUGCUCAAUCUGCAGAAGCUGAAUCUGAACGGCUCGUUCCCCGACUCGUGGGCGGGCAUGACGUCGCUGCAGCACUUCGUGGCGCCCGCCGCGCGCAUCCAGAGCCGCUUCCCGUCCUUCCUGCUCAAGCUAAAAAACAUCUCCGACAUUGUGCUGUACAACAACGAGCUGUGGGGUCCACUGCCGCCCGCCAAGGAGCUCUUUGCGCCCCGCACGCUCACCGCACUGGACGUGAGUUCCAACUUUCUCAACGGCACGGUACCGGCAGUGCCUGCCGGCCGCAACAUCGACUUCAAGUAUUACACCAACUGUCUCAACGCAUCUACCAACCCAGCCCUGCAGGAUCAGACGCCGCAGGACCCCGCGGAAUGCACCAAGUUCUACAACACCCUCAAAUUCGCCUCGGAGCUCUCAAGCGCAAGCUAUAACGGAACGGAGACCGUUCAAACCACGGAGUACGUGCCGGCGUCCAAGACCCCCAUGAUCGUCGGCAUCACCGUGUCGCUGGCCAUCGCCAUCGCUGCUGUGGGGGGCGCCAUCUGGUUCCUCUACUACACCAAGCGCGGCCAGAGCAUCUCCAAGAUGUUCACCAAGGGCCUCCGCCAGGCGACACGCGAGUUCACACUGAAGCAGAUGAAGGCAGCGACCAACAACUGGCAGACGGUCAUCGGCAAGGGAGGCUACGGCACCGUGUACAAGGCCACGCUCAAGGACGGGCAACUCGUGGCCGUGAAGCGCCUGGACCAAGUAUCCAAGCAAGGCGACGUGGAGUUCAUCCGAGAAGUGGAGCUGCUGUCGCGCGUGCACCACCGGCAUCUCGUGAACCUCGUGGGGUUCUGCGCUGAGAAGGGCGAGCGCGCGCUGAUCUACGAGUACAUGGCGAUGGGGUCGCUGUAUGAGCAUCUGCAUGGGGAGAGCGCAAAAGAGUACCCGCUGUCGUGGGAUAGCAGGACCAAGAUUGCGAUUCACGUGGCGCUGGGGAUUGAGUAUCUGCACUAUGGUGCCGACCCGCCCCUCAUUCAUCGUGAUAUCAAGUCGGCCAACAUUCUUCUGUCGGACGACGGCUACUCAAAGGUGGCUGACUUCGGUCUCUGCAAGGAGGCGCCCAUCGGGGCGGGCGCGGACGGUGGGGAGCAGCUGGUGCCCACGGCGACAGCGGUGCGGGGGUCGUUUGGGUACCUGGACCCCGAGUACGUCAACACGAGUAUCCUCUCAGAGAAGUCUGACGUGUACAGCUACGGUGUGGUGCUGCUGGAGCUCAUCUCGGGCCACAAGUCCAUCCACGAGUGGCAGCCCCUUGCUUACUGGGCGGAGGAGUACCUAGCGGACAGGGAGAAGACCCCUCUCAUGGUGGACCCCAAGCUCGAGGGCAACUUUGAUCUCGACGAGCUCUACGCGCUCUGUGACAUCGCGCGCACCUGCGUGCAGGACCAGGCCGUCAACCGCCCCACCAUCCGCGACGUCGCGAAAGCCCUUGUGGAAAACCUCGGCCACGCCACGUCCAGCUACGCCGGCAGCCACCGGGAUUCCGCGUCUAUCAUGUCGUCGUCCCAGUCAGACGCCACGUCACUGCCGUCCUCGUCGUAUCCGUCCACGACUGAGUCAUCGGAGUUCAGCUAUCAGAAUUACUCAGAGACGCUGCACUGGGCGCCGGGGGAUGACAAUUCGAAUGCGCAGUCGAGCAAGUCGGGGUCGGUGGCGCUGUCCAAGGGCGCCAAGGGCGACCACUUGCCUGUGCCCGUGCCGCGCCGCCCGGAUUUCCCCCCGGAUGAGGCGUAA